UGAUUAACCACGUCUGUAGCCUAAGCAGAAGUGGUGGGUAUGUAUGUGUGCAAUACACACAACAAGUGAAGAGUGUCUUCUUUUAGCUACUGUAUGUGUAUAUCUGAUUAUAUUAGUUUCAUUUGAAAUACACGGCUUCGUUUAACCUAGUCAAUGCAAACUAGUCAAUCAAAGCGGUACUAGCCUAGAGCAGAUUGCAGGUCCAGUGUGGUUUGUGUAGUGCUCUUUGGAAAACAGCGUGCACAACGGGUUUCACUAUCAAUCAGAGGAAUACAUAUUGGCACGACAUAGGCUAUUUACUGUAGGUUAAAGUCUGUUUUACCAAACAAGGACUCAAAGCCACGAGGUUCAGCUCCAGUUGAGAGGAGACAAUUAUCCCAAGCGAUUUCGAAUGGUCCCACCUGAUCUUGCUGCCUCAUGCCAGCCUUUCAUCUUUGAGGCCAUCUUGACAAUAUAAUAAUCCAUCUUUGACUUGGCCCAAACGAGUAAAAUGGUACUGUGUGACAGCAAAGUGUGCUAUAUACAGUGGAUUGUCUAUGUCCCCACGUUCAUGGUGGGUCUUCCCCUCAACCUGGCCGCUCUAUGGCUCCUCCUCUUCAGGAUGCGUCGAUGGACUGAGUCCACGGUGUACCUCAGCAGUCUGAUCAUCAACGACAGCCUUCUCAUCUUCUCUCUGCCCUUCAAGAUGUACGCCUACGAACACAACUGGGGCCUGAGCAUGGGAUUCUGCACCUUCCUGGAGAGCCUGGUGUUCGUCAACAUCUAUGGGAGCAUCAUACUGAUCGUGUGCAUCUCUGGCGACCGCUAUGUUUAUUUGCGAUUUCCAAUCAAUGGCAAGCAUCUGCACUCGCCACGGAAGGCUGCCCUGGUAUGCCUGGCCGUGUGGGUGAUGGUAUUCGCUUUCACCACACCCGUCUAUGAGCUCCACAACAAAAACAACAACGACACCAGAAUGCACAAAGGCAACGAAACCAAGUGUUUCCAGAAGUUCUCCAGCGAAACCUGGAAGAAGAAAUGGAUCAUCAUCGCCAUAGAGACAGUGUUCUCAAUCAGCACGGUUGCCAUGGUGUUCUUCUCGGUGCGCGUGAUGCAGAUCCUGAGUGGCAUGCGGCGACUGAACCCGCUGGACGAUAAGCUGAGGAACAACAAGUCUGUGAAAAUCGUCCUGAGCAACUUGGUGGCCUUCCUGCUGUGCUUCAUCCCCUACCACGUGGCCGCAGUCGUCUACUUCCUGGCCAAGAACCGCACAGAGGACCCGAACGUCAUCAACCCCCUCAGAGACUUCGUCCAUAUCAGCAUGUGUCUGGGCAGCAUCAACUGUCUGACGGACGGGGUCUGCUACUACUUCAUCCUGAAGGAGAACCUGCUGACUGCCAGCAAGGAGAGGAGGAGGAUGUCCACGAGAGGAAACGCAGUGGCGAGGCUCAGGGAAAUCAACCAGCAUCCAAUGGACAACAUCAAGGUCAAGGAACCUGGAGAGAUAGGAUCAGACACCCAGGUCAAUGGAGAUCAAUUGGACUUGCUAGAUAGAUGUGGCUUAUCCCCUCUUGGUGCCUGCAGAGUGGAGAGCAGGGUGGAGACAUUUCCCCUGUAGAUGGAUGGCUAUCACCUCUAUCUGGGAAAUGGAAAACUCAGAUCCCCACAGCAGACAGAGGAGACGAGUUGCUCAAAGAUUGAAUGAAUGGCCAGCACUUGGAAUAAAUGUUUUUAAAUCAA
This is a messenger RNA of Oncorhynchus tshawytscha (Chinook salmon), 1716 nucleotides long. Its product is annotated as lysophosphatidic acid receptor 6. The coding region runs from base 491 to 1594 and encodes 367 amino acids. Gene Ontology annotation, biological process: positive regulation of Rho protein signal transduction; phospholipase C-activating G protein-coupled receptor signaling pathway. Gene Ontology annotation, cellular component: membrane. The transcript is spliced from 3 exons. Gene Ontology annotation, molecular function: G protein-coupled receptor activity. The record is from RefSeq and is a predicted model, not a curated record. NCBI's taxonomy places the organism in Eukaryota, Metazoa, Chordata, Actinopteri, Salmoniformes, Salmonidae.